AUGCGUUUGAAACUUUUGCUGUUCUGUGCUCUCGUUUGCCUUAUCGUUGUCCUGGCCGAGGGCAGGGAAAGAAGGGCCAGCAGCCGCAGACCUCAGGGACUCAGGCAGCAGAGGAUUACACGGAAUGUGCGGCAGGCCAACAGGCAGUCUGCCAGGACAAGACCCAGCAGCAGCACCCGCAAACUGAGUGCCGUCAAGAAUGCCAAAUCAAAGACCAAAGCAUUAACCACACAGUCCGUGAGGAGUGCAUCUGGAUCUGGAUCUACCACCCUGCCGCUUGACUUUCAACAGAACUUUGUGCGCACCACCAACAAUCUGCGAUGGGAAAAGUCCUUCCUGGCUAGCCGCUAUGGCCAGAGUUUUGCAACGACCACGGGAUCCAGGAUUGCGCUGACUAACACGGCCAACAUGGAGUACACCUGCAAGAUGAACAUUGGCACACCGAAGCAGAUCUUCACCAUCCUGCCCGACACAGGCAGCUCCAACAUUUGGGUGCCUGGACCCAAGUGCACCAGCAGAGCGUGCAAGAUCCACAAGAAAUAUCACCCGGCCAAGUCCAGUACCUACACGAAGGUCGGCACCGCCUUUGCCAUCACCUACGGCUCGGGCAAAGUGACGGGAACGCUGGCCAAGGACACCGUGCGGGUGGCGGGUCUGGCUGUCACGAAUCAGACAUUUGCGAUGACCACCAAGGAGCCGGGCACAGCCUUUGUGGCGUCGAACUUUGAUGGCAUCCUGGGCCUGGGCUUUCGCAGCAUUUCCGUGGACAAUGUGAAGACGCUGGUGCAGAACAUGUGCUCGGAGGGCGUCAUCUCGAACUGCGUCUUCAGCAUCUGCAUGAGGGGCGGUGGUAACUCCAAGCGUGGCGGCGCACUCAUCUUUGGCAGCACCAACACCACAGCUUACACUGGGUCCGAAACCUACACCUACACUCCCGUCACCAAGAAGGGCUACUGGCAGUUCGAUCUGCAGGGCUUCUAUUUGGGCAGCACAAAGGUAAGCGGCAGCACCCAGGCCAUUGUGGACUCGGGCACUUCGCUGAUUGCAGCGCCCACGAGUGCCUUCAACAAGAUCAACAAGAUCCUCGGCUGCACAGUGACCUCCAGCGGCGAGUGUUGGAUGAAGUGUUCCAAGAAGGUGUCGGAUGUCACCUUUGUUAUUGGCGGCAAGAAGUUUGUGAUGGCCGGGAACAAGCUGAAGCUCAAAGUGAGGACUACAAAGGGCAACACCAUUUGCAUCUCGGCGGUGUCUGACAUGGGCACGAGCUUCUGGAUACUGGGCGAUGCCUUCAUCAGGCAGUUCUGCACAGUGUUUGAUGUGACUAGGAGCCGCAUUGGAUUUGCUGCCUCAUCAUGAACA
Molecule: messenger RNA, 1359 nt
Organism: Drosophila subobscura
Lineage: Eukaryota; Metazoa; Arthropoda; Insecta; Diptera; Drosophilidae
Product: lysosomal aspartic protease
Exons: 2
Coding region: 1-1356 (451 amino acids)
Biological process (GO): cell death; proteolysis
Cellular component (GO): lysosome
Molecular function (GO): aspartic-type endopeptidase activity
Source: RefSeq, a predicted model, not a curated record